AUGGAGUAUCUCAUGAUUCGUGAUUUUGAGUAUAAUCCUGAAACACAAGAGACCCGGAAGCAGGAGCUUGAAAAACUUACACAAGACCAGGAAACAUUUAGAACCUCUAUGUUGCAAUGGUGCUAUACCAGUUAUGGAGAGGUUUUCAGCUCCUGGAUGCACUUCUGUGCUGUACGCGUCUUCACUGAAAGCAUUCUGCGAUAUGGUUUGCCACCGUCAUUUUUGUCUGUUGUGUUGUCUCCAUCCAUGAAAAGUGAGAAGAAAGUUCGUUCGAUUUUUGAGGGACUCUGCGAUAAUUCAAAAUGUACUUACUGGAAAAGUGAGGAAGACGGAGGAGGAAUGGGAAGCUUUGCAGCUGAUACGGAUGCACAUCCUUAUGUCUCCUUCACAAUAAAUCUUAUUUAA
Fraxinus pennsylvanica is the source of this 405-nucleotide messenger RNA. NCBI's taxonomy places the organism in Eukaryota, Viridiplantae, Streptophyta, Magnoliopsida, Lamiales, Oleaceae. The record is from the annotation of a GenBank genome assembly.